AUGGUUCUCUUCGACGGUUCUCUUCACACUCGCGCCGCGUACUAUGCCUCGCGCGACUUGUUUUUCGAGGAUGCGUUUGCCCAAUGUGACGAGUAUGACAUCGCGAGUUUAUUGUGUAGUGCCCAUCCCCACAUGUGCGACCUUCGUCUUCAAAAAUCUCUAUACAACGCAUGGACUGAGCUGAGUGCGGAGUCGGCCAACCCAGACUGGGAAGUUUGGCUGUUGAAGGGGCCUCCUGGUGGAGGAGAAUACCCCUUGGAGGAAUGUUUGUCCAUCAACUAUUUCGUCAUACCGCUGAGUCCCGAACGGCGCCCUCAGGCCACACAAGAGGACAGGGAGGGAGUUCCUGGGCCACCCAAGCAUCGCAGGACUGCUGGUCAAGCAGCGCCCACCCGCUAUACAUUCAGCUCCCCUGUGGCUGGAUUAACCAACACUGCCUCCACCGCCUCCGCUAUUGCUGUCGCCACUCCUAGUACCAACACUCCUCCUACGACCCCUCCUCGCAUCCUCGAGGUCCCCAACCUCGACACCCUUCAGGUAGAGAUACACACUCACCGGACACUCCACGAACGUCAAACAAAGACCCUGGCAAUUGCAAGAACCAACCACGCAUAUGUCGAAGUCCCUUCGCGCAAGACCUACAAGCGUAGACGAGAUACCAGUGCAGAGGCCGAAGGAGAGGGUGAGACCGAGCAGGGACGCGACAAGAUGCACACUCGCCGGACAUUGGGCGAAAGUCAAGCAAAACCCCAAGCGAUUGCAAGAACAAACCACGCGUUCGUCGCCGUCCCUUCGCGCAGGACCUACAAGCGUAAACUCAAUGCCAGUGCAGAGGCUGAAGGAGAGGGUGAGCGGGAUCCUGCUCCCUCCCCUCCUGUUGUUGUGCCGGGACAUGGUCGUCCUCGCAAAGGCAAACCUCUCGUUCUCCCUUCGGCACGUGCUCGACACAAGAAGCGCCUUCUCCCUCCUCACCAACGCUUCACGGGUAUCGACAAGAUGCCCAAUAUUGAGGGACUCCUGAGGGGAGAACCUUUCGUGAGGAAAUUCUUACUUCUUGUCUUUCAAAUGACCGUGCAGGCUCUAGCACACGCAAAGCACGUCCGGUAG
Messenger RNA from Laccaria bicolor S238N-H82, 1107 nucleotides. RefSeq lists its product as uncharacterized. The transcript is spliced from 6 exons. The coding region runs from base 1 to 1107 and encodes 368 amino acids. The record is from RefSeq and is a predicted model, not a curated record. Lineage: Eukaryota; Fungi; Basidiomycota; Agaricomycetes; Agaricales; Hydnangiaceae.